Messenger RNA from Seriola aureovittata, 4402 nucleotides. RefSeq names its product FCH and mu domain containing endocytic adaptor 1 (gene fcho1). The coding region runs from base 124 to 3825 and encodes 1233 amino acids. Gene Ontology annotation, biological process: clathrin-dependent endocytosis; clathrin coat assembly. The record is from RefSeq and is a predicted model, not a curated record. Lineage: Eukaryota; Metazoa; Chordata; Actinopteri; Carangiformes; Carangidae. The transcript has 27 exons. Gene Ontology annotation, cellular component: plasma membrane; cytoplasm; clathrin-coated vesicle.
CUACUACUAUGAUCAAACCGCGCAGGGUGCAUGCAAGUAGCGGCAGGAAGACCGGGGAUGGGAAAUGUACUAUAAACGUUGUCGGAGAAGUCUUUACAGGUUGCUGUGAAUCUCUGAGUGAAGAUGGCCUUCUUUCAGAACAACUUCUGGGGGGAGAAGAAUGCCGGCUUUGACGUGCUCUACCACAACAUGAAGCACGGCCAGCUGGCAACCAAGGAGCUAGCCGAGUUUGUCCGUGAGAGAGCUGCCAUUGAGGAGACCUACUCCAAAUCAAUGAGCAAACUGGCCAAGAUGGCCAGCAAUGGAAGUCCACAGGGGACGUUUGCUCCGAUGUGGGACGUGUUCAGGGUGUCUUCAGACAAACUGGCCCUCUGCCACCUCGAGCUGAUGAGAAAGAUGAACGAUCUCAUCCGGGACAUCAACAAGUACGGAGACGAGCAGGUCAAAAUUCACCGCAAGACAAAGGAGGAGAUGGUGGGGACUGUGGAGGCGGUGCAGGCGCUCCAGGCUCAGAGUGGUCACCUUCAGAAGUCAAAGGAGGGAUAUCACGGCAAGUGUUUGGAGCUGGACCGGCUCAGGAAGGACGGAGCUCCACAGAAAGAGCUGGAGAAGGCGGAGCUGAAGUCUAAGAAAGCAGCUGAGUCAUUUGCGUUGUGCAUUGAGAAGUACAACCGUGUGGGAGGAGAGUUUGAGCAGAAGAUGAGCGAGUCUGCCCAGAAGUUUCAGGAAAUCGAGGAGACUCACCUGCGGCAGAUGAAACAGCUGAUCAAAGGUUACUCCCACUCCAUAGAAGACACCCACGUCCAGGUGGGGCAGGUCCACGAGGAAUUCAAGCAGAACGUUGAAAACAUCGGCAUCGAUAACCUCAUCCAGAAAUUUGCAGAGCAGAAGGGCACGGGCAAAGAACGGCCAGCUCUGGUUGGUUUUGAGGAGUAUAUGACAGUUUUGGCACCUGAAGGUGGGAAGAAGAGUCGAGGGAAAGCCUUCAGGAUCCCCGGCCUGGGCAAGAGGGACAAGGAGCCAGACUCUACGGAUUCAGCUGUGACGGAGGCACCGAAUUCACCCCUGGAAGUAGACGAUGAAGGAUUUGUCAUCCGAGCUGACAGCACCCAGAAUGGCUGCUCUGAUGAGAAGGACAACAACUUCUACUCUAGUGAUUCAGAUUUUGAUGACGAGGAGCCCAAAAAGUUCCACAUCCAGAUCCGACCGGUCGCCAGCAGCAAUCGUAGCAACUCCGCCGCCACUGAGAAGGAGCUGAAGGCCACCGUGGGGGCGCUCACCCUGCCGCCCAACCGAGGUGUACGGCAACAGGUAUCAGUCAAGCGGCAUCUCUCCAGAAACUCAAGUACUGCAGGAGGUCGAUCGGAAGAAGGCGAGGCUACUUCCCACAGGGAUGGAGAGCAGGAGGGCCUACGCAGGUCCACCUCCAGUCCUGAUCACAGCAGGUUGAGCUCGACAGCAUCAGGUUCAGACAGUCUGUUCGGGCCUCCGCUGGAGUCAGCUUUCAAGUCCAAAAGCUUUGAUGGUCGGGAACAACUCAGAGAGCAGAGCGUGUUUGGUGUUUCUGAAUAUGCUGCUUUCUCGUCUGACUCAUCCUCUCCUGAGAAUGUCGAAGACUCUGGCCUGGACUCACCCUCCCAUCAGCCCCUUGGGCCCUCCCCCGAGCCGGUGGGUUGGGCAGCAUGGCCUCCUGUGUCACAGAGUAAAGAACAGACUCAAACACUGGGGCGACCUGUGGACCCUUUCCUCUCUGCUUUCCGUGACCCCUCCCCUGGUCGCAGCCCUCACCUACAGGAUGACCCUGCCAGCACCUGGUCCAUCGCCCCAUCACGUCCCUCUCGGGUCCCCCCAGAUAUGGACCCCUCAUCAAUGCAGUUUCCUGCUUUCUCUCAGACCCUCCCCCCGCCUGAGAUGGAGUCGUCGGUGUGGAACUGUAAACACAUCCCCCCUGAGGACCCCUUCCUCGCUGCGUUUGAGAGGACUGUCACCCAGGAGACCUUAAACCUGUCUGAUGCUUGGGCGCGCCCGCCGCCUCGCCCAAACCAGGAGGGCAGGGGGAUGGAGGUGCGAGGGGACCCGUUCUCCAUCAAUCUCACAGACACUAAGACACUCCCAACAUCCUCCUCCUCCUCGUCAUCUUCCUCCAACCGAAAAGACAGAGACAGGAAACGAGACCGCAGCCUGCCACCGCCCAUUUCCUCCGAUGACCCGUUUGCGAUCACGAUGAUUGGCAGCCCAACGCACCAGUCGUCUCUGGCUGCGGCCGCUGGAUUAAUCCCUCCACACAGCGGCAGCAGCAGCAAUGUGGCUGCUGGCCCUGUCAACAGCAAUAGACUGGCACUCGAUGCAAAUUCAAGCUCUUUACCCACAGCCCAGACAAAGAAGGAGCUGAUGCACUGGAACUCUGUCCAUAACCCGUUUAGUGAGAGCGUCUCUGGAGCCCUGGGCAGCUCCAAAACACAGGAAGGAGGAGGGAAAGGAGAGGGAGGGGCAGGAGGGGAGAGGAGAAAACAUCGAUCAUCAGAAAGUGAGCCACGCAGGAACGCCCCUCCGCUCACGAGGCAUUCAGGCCCACAGGAGGAUCUGUGUUUUUCAACAGACAAAGACCAGGACUGCUUGGAUCUCAACACUCAGAUUCCCUGUGUCAGCUCCCACAAGGGGUCCAAGCACAGCUUCAGACAGGACACGUCUGAAGUGGUCGCAGCUGCUCCUCAGAGAGCGACCCGGGCCAAGAGGACUUCAGCCCGACUCAGUGGCUGUGAGAGGUCCCGAUCCCUGUGCUCCUCCCCACUGCCGGAGCCCAGCCCUUCCCUCACCUCCUCCUCCUCCUCCAGUCCCAGUGAGUGGGGGCCUCAGGCCAGAGACGGAGAGUGGGGGGGUCAGAACCGAGCUCCCAGUCCUGCCAGGCCAGGACAAGCCUCACCACUACCCUACCAGCACCAGGAGCACCAACAAAGGCAGUUGCACCUGUCGAGAGGUCCCAGUCCCAUUUCCCUGAGCACACAGGAGGCCUGGCCGGUGGCAGCAGCCAUAACUGAGUAUAUCAAUGCUUACUUCAAAGGUGGACAGCACAACCGCUGUUUGGUGAAGAUCACUGGCGACCUGACGAUGUCCUUCCCAGCAGGCAUCACCAGGAUUUUCACAGCCAACCCCAACGUUCCCGUUCUGAGCUUCAGACUGGUCAACAUAUCGAGGAUCGAUCACUUCCUUCCGAAUCAAAAGCUGCUCUACAGUGAUCCGUCUCAGAGUGACCCAGACACCAGAGACUUCUGGUUCAACAUGCAGGCUCUGCAGAUCUACCUGCAGAGAGAAGCUGAACUCAACCCCCAGGCCUCUUAUUACAACGUCGGCCUGCUAAAGUAUCAGGUGUCGUCUCAGGACCCGGGUCGGGCUCCUCUCCUGCUGUCGGCCGAGUGCCAGCGGAGCGGCACAGUGACCCGAGUGUCCCUGGAUUAUCACUGCUGCCCCGCCACUGCACCCUCCACCCAGCUCACCGCUGUCCAGGUGCUGCUGCCAUUAGACCACACCGCCACUGACCUGCAGUGCCAGCCGCCGGCAUCCUGGAACACUGAAGAAAGGCGGCUUCUGUGGAAACUUCCCAACCUCUCCCCGACCAAUCACAGCAAAGGCUCAGGGACUCUGUGUGCCAGCUGGCAGUGCCUGGAGGUUCCCCGUGGCCCUCCACCCAGCCUGGCUGUCCAGUUUGUGGGCUCCGGGGCGUCGCUGUCGGGCAUGGACGUGGAGCUGGUGGGCAGCCGCUACCGCAUGUCACUAGUCAAGAAGAGAUUCGCCACAGGGAAGUACAUGGCCGGUUGCUUCUUGUGAAUCAGAGAACUUUGCACUUUUUCAGCUUCUGAGUCGAGAGCCGCAGAGAUGGUAAGAGACGAAACAGUAGAGGAGGCUCCUUUACUCAGACUUACAGCUCAGCCUUGAAGGACAAUGUGCACUUAACUUCUGAUGGUGUCCUGCUGUUUAAGGACCAAGCCUUUCUUCUUCUUUUCCUCUAAUUUAACUUGUGUGUUGUACACUCAGUCGUCCUGCCUUUUCCUGGAGGGAAAGUCUUUUUCUAUUAAAUCUCCUCUGUUCACUUCAUGUUCUGUGUGCCUUUGUAGGUAGAGACUGCAAACUAAGCUAGAUGUCAGAACUUUUCUUGAAUUACAGAGGAAAGAAAAAACUGUGUGAAUAAAGUUAAGCAUAAUUACUGUGUUGCCAUGGAAACUAGGAUUUUUAAAUUGUGUAAAUACUGUAUCUCUAGAGCAUCCCGAAGGAUUGAACAAGUCAUUUGUGAGCAAAGAUCUUCUACCAAACCUUGGAAAAAAGAAAUGUUUGUAAAUCUGCUGUUUGUUCAAAUUAGAGGUUUUGUGAUGUUGAUAUUUGAUAAAAAUAAAUGUGCUCAAUCGUU